AUGCCGAAGACAAUUCUUGGGGGAUGGUCACUUUAUGGUCCAUUAAGUGAAUGGACAACAUGCACGACAAGCUGUGGAAAGGGAUUUCAACACAGAACUCGACAUAGGAUCUGUAACAACCCGGAACCGCAGCACGGAGGCAAAGACUGUGUUGGAUUGGUACAUAGAGAUUGGUCAGAGUGGAAUAAUUGUCCUGUUUCCUGUGGUGGAGGAGUUCAACAGAGUGUAAGGACAAGAGCGUGUAAUGAAACAAAACAAGGCAGAAACAACUGCAAGGAGUCUAAUGAGACAAAGGAGCAAAGAUUUGAUGGACAUUGGUCUUUAUUUAUUCCACUCGGAGACUGGAGUCAGUGUUCCUCUUCUUGUAACAACGGAACAAAGACACGUGUUAGAAUCCGCACUUGUUCUGAACCAGUUCCAUUGUAUGGUGGUAAACCGUGUGUUGGUCAGAGCAUGUCUACGGAUACUAUAACCUGUAACACACAACCAUGCAGUGGAAAAGAAGACCCCAAACAGAAAACAAUUAUCAUAAUUGCUUUGGUGUCAUCAAUCCUGAUUUUACUUGGUGGUCUUCUAAUAUUCUUUUACUGUCGAUAUAAAAGAAUACCCAAAACAGAGUCAACUCCGCAACGACAACCAGAAGUGUACGAGGAAAUUCAAAGUAUGGAUAUAGUAAACAACAUCUAUGUUCCAUCAUACGCAGAAUACAUACAUAAUCCACGAUUUUUGAACAGACCAAACCCGGGGACUGCACUUCCUUUUCCUUCUCUUUUCGUGAAUAUUCAAAGAACUGAAUCCACCUUGACCUCUAACACAAAUGAUUGCCGCCUGAGUGAGAUUGUGGGACACAGAAAAAGCAAUGAAAUGAACGAAGAGACAGCUGUAGGUGUAAAACAUAAUUUUAAACUUUCCGAAGUAGACGAAUCAAAAAUGGCAAUUUGCCCAAGAAAUGAAUCUGGAAGUACGGACAAGGAAGAAUAUUUUGAUGUCGCAAAUUCUAUUACAGAAGAUUGUCCUGUUGAUGGUUAUGAAAAGCCAAUGUUGAAAAGCAGGAAUAGCUACAUAACUGUUUUGCCAGAUGAAUCUAAGAAACCAGAGGAAACUGCAACUAAAGAUCAACAGGAUUACUUAGAAUGCUGUCAUGACAUUGAUGAAUCAGUGAAAAAUUAA
This is a messenger RNA of Saccostrea echinata, 1170 nucleotides long. RefSeq lists its product as uncharacterized. Lineage: Eukaryota; Metazoa; Mollusca; Bivalvia; Ostreida; Ostreidae. The record is from RefSeq and is a predicted model, not a curated record. Bases 1 to 1170 code for a protein of 389 amino acids. The transcript has 5 exons.